AUGGUUCUUCUUGCGCUACACCAUCUAGUUCCGUUGGGCAGUCUUCUUGCCUGCGGUACCUAUGGUAGACUGACAGAGCUUGCUGGCGCAUCUUCCAGUAAACCCGAGGCAGCGAACGCUCCACUGUCCCAGGCCGAAACCUUUCAGUUGACAGAGGGACUUAUUCAACAAAUCUGGGAGGAUCCAAGAGCCUCUCAGAUUGCCAACCUCCUCUCUUUUUACCAAGGCAGUAAUACUCGAUCCGCCCGCAAUGCAAAGAAUAGUUCUUGUAAGACCUUCCCAGGAGAUGAUAAUUGGCCAACUAUUGGGGAAUGGGAUACAUUAAAUGACCUCUUGGGGGGGGCGUUGAUAUCAUCUGCUCCGGUGGCCGCCCCAUGCUACAAUUCUGCGUGGGGCCCUAAAGACCUUUCCAAAUGCAAUGAAGUUAUUCGUAGGUUCGGUACACCAUCGUUACAUGAGGAUGAUCCAACAAGCAUCAUGUGGCCAAUAUAUCAAGGGCGGACCUGCUUCCCCCGUAAUGAUACUACGACGGAAGAUACGUGCACUCUAGGAGGAUAUCCAACAUAUGCUGUGAAUGUCACCAGCGUUGCCCAAAUACAACUUGCUCUCAAUUUCGCGCGCAACGCUAACAUUCGCGUCGUCGUCAAGAAUACAGGUCAUUGCUAUUUGGGUAAAUCUUCAGGAGCAGGCUCACUGAGCAUCUGGAUGCAUAACCUCAAGGAAAUUAAAUACCUGCCUAGCUACAUAGCGAAAGGAUACAUGGGAUCGGCAAUGAAGGCAGAUGCUGGAACUACAGUUCAGGAAGUGUAUAGAGCUGCGGAAGCACAGGGCGGCACUAUUCAAGGUGGUGUCUGUGAGAGUGUCGGUUUCGUUGGCGGCUAUCUCCAAGGGGGAGGCCACAAUCCUCUGUCAGGUUACUAUGGAAUGGCUGCCGAUUCAGUUUUAGGUUACCAAGUCGUGACAGCGGACGGUCGUUUUGUUACCGCAUCUGAAGAGUCGGAGCCUGAGUUGUUCUGGGCUUUACGAGGUGGUGGCGGAUCGACAUUUGGAAUAGUGACCUCCGCCAUUGUCAAAGUCCAUCCAAAGAUUCAAGUUACUCACUCAACUUUCGAGCUGGGCAAUACGACAAACCAGACCGUCAGUCGCGAGAACUUUUGGAAAGGCGUGAGGAAGUACUGGGAGAUGUAUCCAGAAUUUACUGAUGCAGGAACCUACUCUUGGUAUUUUAUCUUCAAUACUGAUGGGCAGUUGACAUUGAGGAUGAGAUCCUUUUUUGUUCCAGGUCAUACGAUCGAAUCUUACAAUAAUCUCACAAAGCCAUUGUUCGACAGAAUCAAUGAGCUCGGCAUCCCAUUCAAGGCCCCACAUAAUUCAACACAUUAUGAUUCAUUCUUUCCGGCAUACUGGGACGCCUGGGGAUCCACAGCACAGCCCAUGGGUUCAGCGCAAUCCCUUCCAGGCAACCGCCUCAUUCCAAAGGCAAACUGGGAUGAUCCAGUCAAAUUCAAUCUUACGUUCGAUACUUUGAUGAAACACGUCAACAACGCACGCCAUUUCGGUUGUUACCACCAAGCACCGAAGAAUCCUCAGAACGUCGACAACGCUGUUAGUUCUGCCUGGCGCCACGCACAAAGCUUCUUUAUCACCCAAUCACCGAGGUUCACCCCAAACAGUACCACCGAGCAGAUAUUCAACGCAAACAAAGUCCUGCAAGAUGAUAUUCUCCAACCUUGGAGAGACAUCACGCCUGCGACUGAGGGUGGAGGAUCAUACUUGAACGAAGCUAGCGUCAUGGAACCUAAAUGGCAGGAAGAUUUCUACGGUGACAAGUAUCCAAGGUUGCUAGAGAUUAAGAAGCAGUACGACCCCGAAGGGCUGUUCUACGCGACCACGGCUGUUGGAAGCGAACAGUGGGUGGUGAAUGAUGGGGAUCAGGGUGUGCAGACACAGAACGGCAGGCUAUGUAGGCUUUAG
This is a messenger RNA of Aaosphaeria arxii CBS 175.79, 1974 nucleotides long. Its product is annotated as FAD-binding domain-containing protein. Lineage: Eukaryota; Fungi; Ascomycota; Dothideomycetes; Pleosporales. Gene Ontology annotation, molecular function: oxidoreductase activity; FAD binding. The transcript has 3 exons. The record is from RefSeq and is a predicted model, not a curated record. The coding region runs from base 1 to 1974 and encodes 657 amino acids.